AUGCCUAAGAUUGUUAGCCCUAACCAGGUGAGCGUUGUUCCUGGCAGGCAAAUUGUGGAUAAUAUUAUUAUUCCUCAAGAGCUUCUUCAUAGAUUUCGGAACUCUAAAGGCAAGAAAGGCUUCAUUGCUUGGAAGAUUGAUUUGUCUAAAGCAUAUGACAGACUUCAGUGGCAUUUUAUCAAAGAUAUACUAUGGGAAGCGGGCUUAGAGGCAGAGUGUUGGAGUUGCUUAUGCAAUGCAUCACAACAGUCAAGUAUCAAGCUAUUCUCAAUGGUGGUGAGAGGAGGGCCUGCAAUUUCCCACAUUUUCUUUGCAGAUGAUCUUAUCUUAUUCGGUGAAGCUCACACUCAAUUGGCUACAAUUAUGCAUCAUUGUUUGGAGACUUUUUGUGGUUUAUCUGGGCAACAAGUCAAUUUUGACAAAUCUAGGAUCUUCUAUUCUCCUAAUACAAACCAUGGUACCGCUACCCAAAUUGCUUCCAUAUGUGGUUCUCCUUUUACUGAUUCUUUGGGAAAUUAUCUUGGUGUCCCUCUUAUUCACUCUAGAGUGAAGAAUGAUACUUAUAGCCAUGUUGUCAUCAAAGUCCAACAGUGCCUUGCCUCCUGGAAAAGUCAUAUGCUAUCUAUGGCUGGCAGGUUAGUGUAUUUACAAGCCAUUUCCUCUGCCAUCCCUAUAUAUUCUAUGCAAACGGUCCAAUUUCCUAUUAGCAUUUGUGAUAAGCUGGACAAGAUGAAUCAAGACUUUCUUUGGGGUCACAAUGAGGCAUCAACUAAGGUUCAUCUUGUCAAAUGGGCUUCUGUUUGUAAACCCAAGUUCAUGGGUGGUCUUGGUCUUAAACAAACCCAUUUGAUGAACCAAGCGUUGCUUACUAAAUCUGGAUGGAAGCUUUUACAGAGAGACCAAGGCCUCUGGAGUCAUAUUUUGAAUCGAAAAUACCUCAAGAAUCAAAGUUUAAAGUGGAGGGUUGGCAAUGGUGAUGACAUCCUGUUUUGGAUGGAUAACUGGGUGGGUUGUGGCUUGCUUGAGGAAUUUUCUGCUAUUCCCCUCUCUGAAGACAUGUUGUUAUGGACAGUGCGAGAUUUUAUGUCUGACCAUGGAUGGAAUCUUGAUGCUCUUGAGCAAGUCCACUACUACAAAAAGUGA
Prunus armeniaca (apricot) is the source of this 1143-nucleotide messenger RNA. Lineage: Eukaryota; Viridiplantae; Streptophyta; Magnoliopsida; Rosales; Rosaceae. The record is from the annotation of a GenBank genome assembly.